AUGGGUGACUCCUAUUACGAGUACCUGCUGAAGCAAUGGAUCCAGGGAGGCAAGAAGGAUGCCCGGCUCAAAGAUGCCUGGAAACGAGCUAUGAAAGAGAUGAUGGACACAAUGGUCGUCAGAACCUCCAGCGGUCUGCAGUUUGUUGCAGAGCUCGAGGGGACACGGCAGCGGAAUCGAAUGGACCACCUGGCCUGCUUUGUGGCCGGCAUGCUGAUGCUGGGCAGCAGGACGCUUCCCAAAGAAGAGGUGGACCCUCGUUGGGAGCCCUUUGCAGCCGAGCUGACCUACACCUGCUACCAGAUGUAUGUGCGCAUGCCCACGGGACUCUCGCCGGAGUAUGUGGCAUUCAACCUGCAAGCCGCACGGGGCCAGGAGAUGUCUGUACCCGGAGAUGCGCCCCACAACUUGCUUCGCCCUGAGGCCGCUGAGGCGCUGUGGUACAUGUGGUACUACACAGGGGACCACAAGUACCGGCAGUGGGCGAAGUAUGGAUUCUCGGCGAUAACAGAUGUCCGCAAGAAGCCGCCGCCGAAGCGUGACGCCCAGGAGAGCUUCUGGCUUGGGGAGACGUUGAAGCGCCAUGGCUCCAAACGGUACUUUUACCUUCUGUUUUCACCAAGAACCACACUCAAUCUGGAGGAGUUCGUUUUGAACACGGAGGCGCAACCUCUGCGAAUCAUGGCCUGGAGCUUACUCGUGCCAGUGAGGGCUCCAAGAUCCGACAUGCUCGGCCAGCACAACUUGAAGUCCCCAGUCUGGAUAGGAGGUCGAUUCAAGCUUGUUAUCUUGGAAUCCGUUCACAAGGCCGACGAGGCUGUCGAAGCAGUUGACCUGACCUGCACUCGGCUUUGCCACAUGUCCAAGUGGGCCGUUCUAGGCCCCUGGAUGUUUAGCAGCGGUGUCGAGCCGCUGGCCGCGUUCGGCGGCAUCCAAGAUGUCGCGGGGCGGUUGCCCUCCACAUUCUGGACUGCGCUCCGGGAGCGUGCCGAACUUUGGCAUGAUUCCUUUUCGGAGCAGUUGGACUACGACAAGGCGUUGAACAAGGUCUUUUCGCACCUUGCCGCCAAGAACAGCUCCUUACUUCCUCGUGCUCUGAGCGAGUCACUGGAAUCGUUUCCCACAGAGGUGGGCCCCGGAGGGCGCACACUUUGGGGCUUCGCCCUGGCAAACUACUCGGACGAAAGGGUGGAGGUCAACUUCACCCAGCUGGCAGUCACAGCUGGCUGGACUGAUCACUCUGCCCUAGAAUGUUGGUCCACUGCCCUCGUUGGCAUGCUCACUGCACGUGUUGCUGCAGGCAGGAACCCAAAGCUUUUCUCAGAUGAGACUGGCCAUGGCAGUGGCUGGGCAAUGGGUGAGUUUAACCUUACGAGCGACACAACGAUUUUGGCGAAGUGCUCGAGCUCGUUUUAUUUGGACUCUGAUUUAGCUUUGCGCUUGGCGGACGUUUAUGGGGAGAACCGGUCCGUGCAUAUUCUGCACUUGCAGAAGGGGCAGCACCGAGUCUUUGUCAAGGCGGCAGAGCCAGGCUUCCGCUGCGAGUUCCUUCUGGAUGGCGCGGCAGCACGGGAAGCCUUGACGGGCGUGGCAGCUGGUGGGCCCGAGAAGGUACUCAGCCCUUUCGUCUUGCUGAAGGACGUAGCCGUCUCGGAGGUCAUCGGCUCUGAUCUGGCUUCUCCUCACCUGGGUAUCCCCAUCCUCAACACUGCCCGGGAGCCCUUGCACUUGCUCAGCGCUGCGAUUGUCGAAGAAGCGGCGAACCUCAGUGUCCAAGGAGUCCAUCCCGGCGAUUUGCCUGCUGUACAACCUGGGCAAGCCAUGAUUCUGAGGCUGAACCUUCAGCAGGGUGGGCAGCUGACCUGCCAUGGGCAGCCCAAGGUUUUCACCUUCACGGUAGCGCUGCAGCCAGAGGGCAACCACGCGCCGGUCCAUGCCUCCAUCACCACGCAAUGCCGCCGCAGUGCGGAUCGCGGCUUCCUUGUGGCCUACCCAGACUUCGAUGGCUCGAUCCAAAAGCUCUGGGCGGCACCUCCAGAUGUUAGCCAAUUUGCCAAUAGGACCUGCCCGCCUCGAGGUUGUCCGGUGAUGCUCUCUCUGCACGGUUAUGAGCUGGGCGGGGAGACGCUCGGCCUGGACAAUGCCUUGGGUGCCCUGCGCUAUGUUCGCGACGAGCUGCCAGGAGCCCCAGGCAACGUGACCGAGCGACGAAAGAGCCACAGCUUGGACGACACCCGAGUGCUGGUGACAGGCCACUCCAUGGGUGGCCACGGCUGCUUUGUGUUCGCCAGCCUUCUCGAUGGAACCCGUCGCGGUUUGCUGGAAGAAGCCCGCUUUGAGCACGCGGCGGAUUUCGCACAUGAGAACCUGGUUGGCGUACCUAUGCUCGUGAUCUACGGGAGCAAGGACGACAAUGUCCCACCGACACAACCUCGCAACAUGGUCCGUUUGCUCGAAUCGGCCGGGCAGCUUGUCAGACUGCAGAAAGACAGCACCGUGACAGCCGUCGAGCUUCCAGGUGUGGGCCACUGGUUCGGCCAGGAUGAGCCUUCUUUGGCCAAGUGGUUUCAAGAGCGCUUGAACACUAGCUUUGCUGGCGGUGACCUGCGCCUGCCCGAGUUGCCGGAGUACUUC
Symbiodinium necroappetens is the source of this 2634-nucleotide messenger RNA. The record is from the annotation of a GenBank genome assembly. Lineage: Eukaryota; Dinophyceae; Suessiales; Symbiodiniaceae.